Lolium rigidum is the source of this 2445-nucleotide messenger RNA. RefSeq names its product O-fucosyltransferase 13-like. Bases 1 to 2445 code for a protein of 814 amino acids. Gene Ontology annotation, biological process: regulation of DNA-templated transcription. Gene Ontology annotation, molecular function: DNA-binding transcription factor activity; DNA binding. Gene Ontology annotation, cellular component: cytoplasm. The transcript is spliced from 11 exons. NCBI's taxonomy places the organism in Eukaryota, Viridiplantae, Streptophyta, Magnoliopsida, Poales, Poaceae. The record is from RefSeq and is a predicted model, not a curated record.
AUGGCCGCGUCCUCGGGGGCCGGGGCCGCGCCGGUGUCGCCGCCGCCGCCGUCCGCCGCCUUGCGCUUGCGGGCGCUCGCGUCGGCCGCCUCCCUCGCCAGCUUCGCGUGCGGGGUUGUGGACGGAGUUCUUGAGCCCUUUAAGAUUCGUUACCAUGGUAAAAUGCGUGACAUGCCGUAUGACGAGCCCCGGGAGGACGGCGGUGACGGCGCCGGCGAUCAGAUCCAGUUCUCCUCGGCGGCGGUGGCCAUGUGGUCGACGGCGGCGUCGUGCUGGGCGCGCCACCACAUACGCCUCCUUCUCCCGGCUCUCUUCCUCGCCCCCGCCCUCUUCUUCCUCCUCGCCUCCCCGCGCUCCUCCCCGUCCUUCUUCGCCCUACCCGCCUCCAGGGAGCGUUCGCCCCUGGGGUCGCGGCUCAUAUGGGCGCAGCGGCGGGUGGCGGAGUGGCGGCCGUGCGGGUGGUGGCGGACGGCAGUGCCCGCACUGCCGACGAGGAACGGGUACAUCCGGAUAGAUUGCUACGGCGGGCUCAACCAGCUGCGGCGCGACCUAUGCGAUGGGAUUGCGGUUGCGCGUCUUCUGAACGCGACCAUGGUUCUGCCCAAGUUCCAGGUUGCUGCAUACUGGAAUGAGUCUAGUGGUUUUGCAGAUGUGUUUGACGUUGAUUACUUCAUUGAGCAGACCAGAGGUUAUGUGGAAGUGGUGAAGGAGAUGCCUGAGGAGAUAUCACUGAAAGAGCCCGUUAACGUUGAUUGCCGAAAACGGAAAGGGCAUUUUGAUUAUGUCGAAACAGUGCUCCCGGCUCUUUUGGAGCAUCGCUAUAUUUCUCUGACACCUGCCGUGAGCCAAAGAAAAGAUAGAUAUCCAUCAUAUGCGAAAGCUUCUUACUGCCAAGGUUGCUACAAUGCACUCCGGCUGAACAAGAAGGUGGAAGCCAAAGCUAUUGAGCUUCUUGAAGCCAUACCAAAACCUUUCUUAUCCCUUCACCUUAGAUUUGAACCAGAUAUGGUUGCCUACAGUCGAUGUGAAUACAGUGGCCUUUCCUCCAAAUCAAUGGAAGCAAUUGAAGCUGCACGUGGGCAAGAUAAGAAUGUACUGAUUGGUGAUGCUGCUCGUCUGUGGAGGAACCGUGGAAAGUGCCCUCUAACACCAAGUGAAACAGCCUUUAUCCUCCAAGCACUAGGAAUUCCUACACAUACAAACAUUUAUUUAGCUGCUGGCGAUGGGCUAAUGGAACUAGAUGGCUUCACUUCGGUCUACAAAAAUAUGUAUACUAAAUCGUCUCUCCUGACCCAUGAAGAUUUUGAGAGGAUGCAUGGCAAUACAAAAGCUGCUCUCGACUACUAUGUUUCAGUCAACAGUGACGCUUACGUUGCCACGUUCUUUGGAAAUAUGGAUAAGAUGGUAACUGCAAUGAGAACAGUGCAAGGGUUACAGAAGACUUUGAUAUUGAGUAGGAGGGCCUUUGCAAACUACACGGCUGCUGGACUGGCAGAGGACCAACUAGCUAAUGCCAUGUGGGAUGCUCAUCGACGAGACUAUAUCAUGGGGAGGGGAUCAGCUCUGCCCGAGCAUUGCUUCUGUGAGUUCAAGUUGACUUCGCAAGCUGACGAGUGUCUUGGUUCAAAGCGCUACUGUCACUCAUACAGGGAUGCAUCAUGGAUACUUUUUUCGGUCAUCCGUGAAGCGGCGGCGCAAGCGACGACGAGCUACGCGGAUUAUGAGUUCGCCGUCAUGGUGGCGGCGCUCACGCACGUCAUCAGCUCCGGGCGGCCGGCGACCAUCACCGGUGGUGCAACCGUGUCCGGGCAGCAAGCAGUGGCGCGCCAACACAGCGGUCCUCAGGACGGGGCGUCGACUUCGUCUACAUCGUCCGAGCAGCAUCAGCAGAUUGCCGUCGAGCGUCCACGGUACCGCGGCGUGCGCCAGCGGCCGUGGGGCAAGUGGGCGGCGGAGAUCCGCGACCCCGUGAAGGCAGCGCGGGUGUGGCUGGGCACCUUCGACACGGCCCAGGACGCCGCCCGUGCCUACGACGCCGCUGCGCUCCGCUUCAAGGGUGCCAAGGCCAAGCUCAACUUCCCCAGGGCCGGUGGUGUAGCUGUACACGCCGGCACACCACCCCGCCAUACCACCGGACAGUUGGUACGUGCACAGCCCGGGCCGGCACGAGGCGCGGCAUUGCCGUUGACGCUGCCCCCGCAGCAGCGGCCACCCAUGGUGGUCGUCCAUCCGCAGAGCAACACCCCGGCGGCAGCUCGGGAGGAGUUCCCGGACCUCCUUCAGUACGCGCACAUACUGCAGAGCGGCGACGUGGACCUGCGGGCUGUUGCGGCUGGCAGGUUAACGCCAGGGCAGUCGUCGUCCUCGACGCCGGUGCGCCACUCGGGGUCGCCGCCGCCUCCGCAGGAGGAUCGGUCACAAGGCGAGGGAAGUGCAGGCCCGUAA